Electrophorus electricus (electric eel) is the source of this 1030-nucleotide messenger RNA. RefSeq names its product ribonuclease P subunit p21 (gene rpp21). Gene Ontology annotation, cellular component: nucleolar ribonuclease P complex. Gene Ontology annotation, biological process: tRNA processing. NCBI's taxonomy places the organism in Eukaryota, Metazoa, Chordata, Actinopteri, Gymnotiformes, Gymnotidae. The record is from RefSeq and is a predicted model, not a curated record.
GGCGAUGUAUGACUGUUGCAGGCCGCUGAAGAAGUCUUUGAUAUGUUUAACGGAAGUCUUUGGUAUGUUUUAUUUCUCACUCACGAUAAUGAGAGUGUAGUCGGAUAUGUUGUUAGAGUCUAGUUUUGGCACAACAUGGCAGGCAGUAUAAAAGAUAAAGAAGCUUUUCAGAGACUCAACUUCCUCUAUCAAGCUGCACAUUGCGUAUUGGCGCAAAACCCCGAAAACAUUGAAUUGGCACGGUUUUACUGCUUUACACAAAAGACGAUCGCCAAACGCCUGGUCCUGAGGCAAGACCCCUCGGUGAAAAGAACUAUAUGCAAGAAAUGCUGCUCCUUACUGAUACCUGGGGUUACAUCAACAGUUAGACAAAGAAGAGGUUCUCGACGGCAGCGUGUAACAGUUGUACGAUGUCUUAGCUGUGGGUUCACCAAAACCUUUCAAAACAAUCCAAAGUAUCAUCUGUGGGUGGAUCAACCAGAGGCUCAGUUAGAGAACCUUCCUCAGCCAGGUACCGAUGGUGUUUCAGAUGUCAACCCAUCUUCCAAAGCCUUGGCCCUGGUGGAUAAGUCUGAUCAGCCCAGUAUGACUACUUCAACACACAACCCAGAAUCUCUGAAGUCUAAAUCCUGAAGCCAUGGCUGACUGCUCUUUUACUAGGGCCUGCAGUUAGUUGAACCAUAUUUAAAAAGUAUAUGCUGCUAACACAUGAUUACAUGUUUAUCUCACACUGCAACAAACACUGCAAACAGAAGUGGAAGAGACAGUACAAUUAACUAAGGUAAAUACCAGCAUGUGUUUGAACCCAAAAAAGCUAAUUUGUCAUAUGUUGUAUGAGGUACCUCUGAAACUGCACAUGGUGUAUUGUUAUAAUAGGAUUUAUGUGACUGGUUCAUUGUUUGAGUGUUUGCACAUUUUGAGAUUAAGAAUAGAAAAAUAUAGGCCAGAAGUGACCCAAAGUAACAAUCCAUCAUUUUAUUUAAUUUUUUGUGACUGGAUAAUGGUUUGCAAUAAAACAUAGUUAAGAACA